This is a messenger RNA of Patiria miniata (bat star), 1038 nucleotides long. RefSeq names its product microfibril-associated glycoprotein 4-like. The record is from RefSeq and is a predicted model, not a curated record. Bases 1 to 1038 code for a protein of 345 amino acids. The transcript has a single exon. Lineage: Eukaryota; Metazoa; Echinodermata; Asteroidea; Valvatida; Asterinidae.
AUGGCGAUACAGAUCUUUGUUUUGGAUUUAUUUUACAUUACAUCCCUAAUAUUUCAGGGAGCUAUUUUGUCUGUCUCUGGAGUUGAAACUUCAUCUUAUACGAAGGAACGUACGUUUCAUGCAGCUGAAAAUCAAGCGCUAAGAAAGGUUGCAUUUGCAACCAAAACUGUGCGAUCUCGUGUCAUCUGCGGACGGGAAUGCAGCAUGGAUGAACGUUGCAAGUCGUUUAACUUUAACGACUGCAGUAAAAUGUGCGAGUUGAACCUUGCCACAAGACGAGAGCAUCCUGAAGACUUCAAUGCAACUCAAGGGAGUGUGUACUUUGAUGCAGAUGAGGACACACCUCUCUACUCACUGACUGAUAGCUCCUUCAAUCGCUACAGAAGUUGCAAGAUGCUCUUAGAUGCCGGUUAUUGGUCAAGCGGUAUCUACACAAUCUACCCAGAGGGAUUCGGUAAUGACAGUCUUCGUAUCUACUGUGACAUGGAAACCGACGGUGGAGGAUGGGUCGUGUUUCAGAGGCGGCAAGAUGGCAGUGUGGACUUCUAUCGUAACUGGACCGAGUACCAGUCUGGCUUUGGCGAUCUGUCCGGUGAGUUCUGGUUGGGCAAUGACAACUUGGUGACUCUGACGUCUAAUGAUUCACAAGGAACAUGGGAGCUACGAGUUGAUUUAGAGGACUGGGAGAACAACACGGCAUGGGCAAAAUACUCAGAUUUCCAAAUAUCCCCCGGUGAGUACAUUUUGAGUUAUGAUCGGUAUACCAACGGCACUGCAGGUGACGCUCUUUCGUAUCAAAGAAGGAAUCUUUUCUCAACCAAGGAUCGUGACAAUGAUGCAUGGGAGUCAAGCUGUGCAGAAUACGUCCAGGGAGGUGGCUGGUGGUAUAAUGCUUGUUUAUAUUCUAAUUUAAAUGGUCGAUAUUCUCUGCCAGACGAGCCUGCAGUAAGACUAACAGGCAUAAUUUGGGAUGAUUUCAGGGGACUAUAUUAUUCUCUGAAAGCGUCCAGCAUGAAAAUGCGUGAAAUAGCCCUAUGA